This is a messenger RNA of Prunus dulcis (almond), 2481 nucleotides long. RefSeq names its product G-type lectin S-receptor-like serine/threonine-protein kinase LECRK2. Gene Ontology annotation, biological process: protein phosphorylation. The coding region runs from base 1 to 2445 and encodes 814 amino acids. NCBI's taxonomy places the organism in Eukaryota, Viridiplantae, Streptophyta, Magnoliopsida, Rosales, Rosaceae. The record is from RefSeq and is a predicted model, not a curated record. Gene Ontology annotation, molecular function: protein serine/threonine kinase activity; ATP binding. The transcript has a single exon.
AUGGCUUCCAGUAUUCGGAUUGUUGCCUUUCUCCUUUCUGUAUUUUCUCUAGGAGGUCAAGGAGCUCGACAAAAUAAUUCUACCCAACUAAUAAGCCCAGGCUCUUCACUUUCUCCCAUAAGUAGCCCAAGCUCAUGGCUUUCUCCUUCUGGCCAUUUUGCAUUUGGGUUUUAUAAAAAAGGAGCAGGAUUUGCAAUCGGAAUUUGGCUGGUGGGAACAGACAAGCAAACAAUUGUCUGGACAGAAAAUCGCGACGAUCUCCCAGUCACCUCAAAUGCAAUUCUGCGGUUAACAAGUGACGGCAAGCUUGUUCUAAGUGAUAGAGAACGACAAAAGAACCUCAUCGUCACUACAGGUACUAAUUCACCAACGGACUCUGCAGCUUCCUCUGCCUCCAUGCUCGACUCUGGAAAUUUUGUUCUGUAUAACGGAAGACGCGAUGUCAUCUGGGAGAGCUUUAAUCAUCCUACUGAUACGAUCCUUGGAGGUCAGAUUCUGCCUGUUGGGGGUUCACUCAUCUCCAGUCUUUCGGAAAAUGACCACUCAACAGGACGGUUCCACCUCAACAUGCAGGCUGAUGGAAACCUGGUUCUAUACUCGGCAAACAGCGAAAACUCGCCUGCAGAUGCCUAUUGGAGCUCUGGAACCUAUCUCCAACGUCAGCUUCAACUUUAUCUUAACGCUACAGGUCGUCUAGUUCUCAUCAACAGCACUAGUGGGGAAGAAUCCUAUGUUUUAGAUUAUGAUGAAUCGUCCAAAACCAACUACAAAAACGGUACCAUAUAUCGUGCGACUCUUGACGUGGAUGGAAAUUUUCGGUUGUAUUCUCAUGAAUCUGAUCUGAGUACUGGAAAAUUCCAGCCAUCCCGUAUUCUGUGGCAAGCACUGGAUGAUCCUUGCGAUGUUAAAGGCUUCUGUGGCCUUAACAGCUACUGCACAUUUUAUGACAAUCAACCAAACUGUCUUUGCCUUCCUGGAACAGAUUACGCUGACUCCGACCGAAGGAUCGUCGGUUGCUUGAGAAACUAUACUAAAGUAAAGUGUAAUGAUGGGAAAGAAAAUACAUCAAGUUAUCACAUGAUCACCAUGGAGAAUAUGGUAGUGGAAGAUAUAGUUUACUAUGAAGCACUAAUGCCGACCGUGAAAGAAUGCAGCAGGUCUUGUCUGGAAGACUGCAACUGCGGGGCAGCUGUGUUCUACAGUGGGAGUAAUGUUUGUGCCAAACAAAACUUACCACUCAGAUAUGUCCGAAGGGAUCCCAAGGAGUCCAGCACAGCUGUCUUCAAGAUCGGCAACAUAAUAAGUGGUUCCAUUGGCAACAACCACAACAAUACUAAUCCAGCCAUCCCGCUGAAUCCAAAUACCACGGUCGUUACUACCACAGACAAGAAGUUGAUAAAGCAAAUUAUUGUUUUAACUUUAGCUCUCAUCCUAUUCUCCUGUGCGGCCCUUGCAGUUUCUGGAUUUUACAUUUCCAAAAUCCGAUUUCUGCGGUACAAAAGGCUGACGGAGAUUAAUGGUGAUUUGGGGUUGGCUGAUGAGGAACUUACUUUGAGAGCUUUUUCAUACAAUGAGCUGAGAAGAGCGACCAAUGGGUUCAAAGAAGAAUUGGGAAAGGGCUCGUUUGGAGCAGUUUACAAAGGGGCUUUAAACAAAGGAAAAAAAAUCAUUGCAGUGAAAAGAUUAGAGAAGCUGGUCGAAGAAGGUGAGAGGGAGUUUCGUGCGGAGAUGCAAGCAAUCGGAAGAACUCACCACAAGAACUUAGUUCGAUUGCUUGGUUACUCUGCCGAGGACUCAAAAAGACUCCUCGUGUAUGAAUAUAUGAGCAAUGGCUCCCUUGCAGAUCUCCUUUUCAGGAAUGAAUGGAAACCUACUUGGAGUGAAAGAGUAACAAUUGCACUCGAUGUCGCAAGAGGUCUCCUCUAUCUACAUGAAGAGUGUAAGGCCCCUAUCAUCCAUUGCGACAUAAAGCCUCAAAACAUUCUGAUGGAUGAAUUCUGGAAUGCUAAAAUCUCUGACUUUGGACUUGCAAAAUUGUUGAUGCCGGAUCAAACGAGGACUUUCACAGGGGUCAGAGGCACAAGAGGGUACUUGGCACCAGAAUGGCAAAAGAACACUCCAAUCUCAGUGAAGGCAGAUGUUUAUAGUUACGGAAUAGUGCUUCUCGAAAUUGUAUGUUGCAGGCGGAACAUGGACGUCAAUGUUAGAGCAGAGGAGAUAAUUCUAUCUACUUGGGUCUACAAGUGCUUUGUUGGUAGAGAGCUGCAUAAGCUCGUGGGUGGUCAAGAGGUCGAUAAAAAGACUUUGGAGAACAUGGUUAAGGUGGGACUAUGGUGUAUACAAGAUGAACCAGCUCUGCGUCCUUCAAUGAAGUCUGUUGUGUUGAUGUUACAAGGUAUUACUGAUAUAGCUAUUCCUCCAUGUCCAACUGCUACCUCCAUGUAACUAUUAGCCUGUGAGGAAAUGCCUUUCUUCUUAUAU